AAGCAGUUGAAAUUACUCUUCUCCAUGCUUUGAAGCAUUUCGAAGUUCAUCUCGAUGCAUCGCAGGCCGACCUGCCCAUCAUCUGUCCAGAAAUCCGUGACAUGCUCAUGGAUGCAGUUGAUAGUGCAGCGAGUGCUUUCCGCUUCAAGAAUUCGCGAGCCUCUGUAGCCUUCCAGUGCCCCUGCAGCCCAGACGACAUGCACACAGCCACUCUAAAUGAAGCCCACUCCAACCUCAUCUGCACACUGACGGGGAAGAACAUUCGAGGAGGCCUUACACCUGCUCAGAGGGUGUGGCUUAGACCACAAACUGCUCCAGGUGAGACUUCGGAUUGUGAGUGUGUGUGUCUUGUGUACACUCUGUUGUUUGAUUUAAGUCAGUGUUGAAACUGAUAAUAGUGUUUUCUCCUCUUUUCCACAGUCGCCGAAUCAGCUACAACUUCUCUCUCGACUAGUGGACCUAUGUCGUCUCUCACUGACCCUCCCUCCCCGUCUUCUCCGUCUUCCAGAAUGGCGUCCCUGUUACCCAGUGGCUCAGUACAGACCUCAGCUCCUCCAACCAACCCAGCCACCUCUGCAGACAGCUCAUCUUCUCCUUCCUCCACACACCUCUCCUCUCCUCCAACCAGAAUGACUGAGACUAGCAGACUUCAGAGAUGGACACAGAAAGUACGAAGUAGGUUUUCAUCCUCAUCCUCAACUACUCCUUCUCACCAACAUCUCUCUGCACCUCCAUCAAGAAUGGUCCCCCAGUUGGUCAGUAGCUCACGGAUGGGAGAGAGAGACACAGCACGGAUUGGAGGUCUGCUACUGACUCUCUUUCUCUCUUUAACCUAGUCUUCAUGUUUCAAACCCUACUGUUUGAUCUUGGUUCUAGCGAGUUCUGAAAUCUGAUUGGUCAAUCAGUUGUAGGAUGGCUGCAUGCGAAGCGUAUGCCAUUAUAUAUUAUAUUGAACUUGUGCAAACAGUACUGCUAUUCCAACCUCCAACUAUAGUCAAACUGGUAGGCAUUGUUGGUUUGUCGUUUCGUUUACUUAUGUGGGUACAACAAAUGCAAAACUAUUCAAAUCCUUGUUGGAAAUUGCUAGAAAUAUUAGUGUUUAGGUACAGCUAGAUAGUAUCGCUAUUCCAACCUACUGUAUAGUCCUUCCUUCCUCCACUCGUCACUCCAUCUCUUACUCCGUAUUUUGUAAGAUCACCCCAAUACCUUCUCCUCUAGUCUCCUCCUCCUCCUUUUGCAUCACCAAUUACGUUCAUGUUUCAAUUUAUGACAAUCCUCUUCUGCUGUGUUUUUACAACCCUAUAAUCUCUUUUUUGGCACACUUGACGUGAUCACAUUCUGUUUUACUCACUUCCUUAAUCUUUGUUUUUUUAUAACCUCUCUUUCUCUUUCUCCUUCCUCUCUCCCUCUCAUAUUUUGUCCCCUUUCUUUUCUUUUUGUAAGGGUGCACAGCAGCGAUUACGUUUGUAAACCUCUCUUCUACUUGCCUCUCUGGUAUCGUUCCAUUAGAUGUUAUUUCAUCACCAAUUAUUUAUUCUCGAUUUUUCUCUUCUGACUCGUUUUGUACCACCCUAGGUUGUGCAUUUUCCUCUACCUCUGUCUAUAUUAUGUUGUAUGAUGACUGAGAGUAAGAUCAA
This is a messenger RNA of Geodia barretti, 1637 nucleotides long. NCBI's taxonomy places the organism in Eukaryota, Metazoa, Porifera, Demospongiae, Tetractinellida, Geodiidae. The record is from the annotation of a GenBank genome assembly.